This is a messenger RNA of Coregonus clupeaformis (lake whitefish), 2810 nucleotides long. Its product is annotated as kinesin-like protein KIF23. Gene Ontology annotation, molecular function: ATP binding; microtubule motor activity; ATP hydrolysis activity. Gene Ontology annotation, biological process: microtubule-based movement. Bases 73 to 2754 code for a protein of 893 amino acids. The transcript is spliced from 23 exons. Gene Ontology annotation, cellular component: kinesin complex; microtubule; nucleus. The record is from RefSeq and is a predicted model, not a curated record. Lineage: Eukaryota; Metazoa; Chordata; Actinopteri; Salmoniformes; Salmonidae.
GGGAACGUUCGAACUUGGAACUGGAGGAGAAGGAAACCGAGUUGAAAGAAAAUCAAACGAUAACAAUUCACAAUGAUACGACCUACGAAGUGCAAAACGCCUCGUAGACCUGCUCCAAAGAAGCCAUCCAGCAACCAGAAAGAUCCCGUUGGUGUGUACUGUCGUGUGAGACCUCUCGGAGUGGAGGAUGAGGAGUGUUGUAUUGAAGUGAUCAGCAACACCACCAUCCAGUUACAUGCUCCUGAUGGACUCAAAGCCAACAGGAACGGAGAGUUCAAGGAGACGCAGUACUCCUUCCAGAAGGUGCUUGGUAUAAAGACAUCCCAGAUGGAAUUGUUUCAGGAUAUUGCCAAGCCGCUCGUUGAUGACCUCAUUCACAGUAAAAAUGGUCUGCUGUUUACCUAUGGGGUGACAGGCAGUGGGAAGACCUUCACUAUGACUGGGUCUCCAGGACAGGGAGGACUCUUGCCCCGUUCCCUGGACAUGAUCUUCAACAGCAUCGGGCCCUACCAGGCCAAACGAUUCGUGUUGAAGACAGAUGAUAAGAAUGGUAUGGAGGUCCAGAACCAGGUGGACGCUCUGUUGGAGCGCCAGAAGAGAGAGAACCAACCAACCACCGUCCCUAAAACACCCUCCAGGCAGAGGCUGGACCCAGAGUUUGCAGACAUGAUCAACCCAGAGGAGGCGUGCAGGGUGGACGAGGUGGACGAGGACAGUAGCUACAGUGUGUUUGUCUCCUACAUCGAGAUAUACAACAACUAUAUCUAUGAUCUCCUGGAGGAAGCCCCCUACGACCCCAUCAAACCCAAGUGGAACGGUGGAGGCACUCCUCAGAGGCAGCCCAACCAGGAGGUCAUACCGCCCCAGUCUAAGAUCCUGAGAGAGGACCAGAACCACAACAUGUACGUGGCCGGCUGCACCGAGGUAGAAGUCAAGUCUACAGAAGAGGCCUUUGAGGUGUUCUGGAGAGGUCAGAAGAAGAGGCGUAUAGCCAACACUCAGCUCAACAGAGAGUCCAGUCGCUCCCACAGUGUAUUCAUCAUCAAACUGGCUCAGGCCCCCCUGGAUGCAGAUGGUGACAACAUCUUACAGGAUAAGAACCAGGUCAGCGUCAGCCAGCUGUGCCUCGUAGACUUGGCGGGGAGUGAGCGCACCAGCAGGACCCGGGCAGAGGGCAACCGCCUCAGAGAAGCAGGUAACAUCAACCAGUCGCUCAUGACUUUGAGGACGUGUAUCGAAGUGCUUCGGGAGAAUCAAAUGUGUGGCACAAACAAGAUGGUUCCCUACCGGGACUCCAAGGUCACUCACUUGUUCAAGAACUACUUCGACGGGGAGGGUAAAGUACGGAUGGUUGUAUGUGUCAACCCUAAAGCCGACGACUACGAAGAAACAAUGCUGGUGAUGCGUUUCGCUGAGAUGACCCAGGAGGUAGAGGUAGCCAGGCCUGUGGACAGGCCCAUCUGCGGCUUCGCUGCUGGGCGGCGACAGAGGAACCAAGCCUUCAAAGACGAGCUGUCGCGACGCCUGGAGGAGCGAGGAGGCCCUGUGGACGCAGAAUCCACCCAGUCAGUGAUGCACCAGCUGCUCCAGAACCUGCCCCCUCUGCCCGCCAGCGAGAUCACGGACCCCCACGAUGACGUCACCCUGCCCCGCCUCAUAGAGGCGCUGGAGAAGAGACACAAGAUCAGGCAGAUGAUGACCCAGGAGUACAACAAGGCCGCCGACAUGUUGAAGGUGAUGAUCCAGGAGCUGGACAGUAGCCUGGUUUCCAAGGAGAACUUCAUCCAGGACCAGAGAGGUCAACUGGGGGAGAAGGACAAGACCAUCCAUACCCAGAAGACUGAGAUAGACCGUCUGGAGAAGAAGUCGAAGAUGCUGGAGUACAAGAUUGACAUCCUGCAGAAGACCACCAACAUCUAUGAGGAUGACAAGCGUACGUUGCAGCAGGAGCUGGAGAGCAGAGAACAGCGUCUGCAGAGAGAGCAGUCGGAGAAGAGGCGCAUGGAGCAACGCAUGCAGGGCAUGGUCCAGGACACCAAGCACAAGUGGGAGAAGGAGUGUGAGCGCCGUGUGUGUGCCAAGCAGCUGGAGAUGCAGAACAAGCUGUGGGUGAAAGAUGAGAAGCUGAAGCAGCUGAAGGCCAUUGUGACUGAGAGCAAGACCCCCUCAGACCAGCGCCCCACCACCGACAAGCCCCAGCGUCCCUCCCGGGAGAGGGACCGCGCCCCCGCCAAGAGAUCGGCCUCGCCAUCGCCUGUUCCCACGGGUCCCCCGGUGCGUGCGGUCCACAGGCGCUCCCACUCUGCUGGGGAGAGGUGGGUGGACCACAAGCCGUCGUCGAACGUGGAGCUGGACACGGUGAUGCAGCCCAUCCUGGGAUCCAACUCCAUUAAGGUCUCGGCCCCCAGCGAGAAGGCCCUGGCCAAGUGUGACAAGUACAUGCUCACUCACCAAGACUUGGCCUCUGAUGGAGAGAUACAGACCAAACUCAUUAAGGGUGAAGUGUUCAAGACCCGAGGUGGAGGACAGGCGGUCCAGUUCACUGACAUAGAAACUCUGAGACAGGAGCUUCCUACUGGACCAUGCCGUAAGAGGAGGUCUUCAGAGGGCAACACUGCCCAGGGGGGCGACCGUAUGGAGGGAGACUGGACAGAUGUGGAGGACCGGUGCUCUAUGGCUAUAGAGAUGAGGGCUGGGUCGAACCUGGGUCCAGGCUACCAGCACCAUGGACAUCAGAAGCGCAGAAAGCCCUGAGAAGGUCCUGUCCUGUCCUGUCUGGGCUGCUCCAUACACCCCUCUCUCCCUCCUCA